GCGUCGCAGCUCACAACAAUCAACUAGUGAUACCACAACGAAACUGAUAUGGAACACAUCGCACAUCUCGUCACUGGGUUGUGCUAUGCGCCGGCAGGCCUACUCUAUGGCUAUCUAUUGGUUUUGCCCAUAGCGGCGAACAAAAGUGUCGCUUGUCUGUACGAUGAAACGUUGUACUGGCCACACAUCAUCAUAAUCAUCGCCAUGAUCAUCACCGUUCUGGUCACGAAUGGAUUAAAGCUUAAUUAUGGCAAAACGCAGUUUGUCCACCUGUACCUAAACCUGGCCGCAGUAGUGAUUGCCCUCGCCGUAGGUCUCAUUUUUCUUCUGGCUGAAGAUGUUGUCCCAGCAAUUUACUUGGGUGCCGUUUCGGUUGGCUUAACACUGGUGCCGGGCCUGAGCUAUCUGCAUGUGCGCUGUAGAAAGCGCCACCGGGUGACCUACAUGUCACUGUGCACGUUUUGGUACCUGGUCGGUAUAGCCUCUCUGGCGACCAUGUCAGCGAUGGAUCAGGGCAACCAGGACACCCUGGACGAGGCGUACGAGCACCAGUUGCACCAAAACCUGGCUAUUUCGCUGCUGGCAUGCAGCGCCGCCCUAAUCACGUGCAUAGCGCUGGUGGAGAUGCUGCAGCGCGAAGCAUUUAUCAACUACCGGAAGCCGCUGGACUAUGAUACGGCUAUGGCGCACGACAGCGGAGAACUGCUGAAGCGCCACCAACGGUCACACCUGACGUUUUCGCGCUUCGGCCACAUCGCGGCACCGUUUGGAGGUAUCUCCUCGGAGCACAUGGUCGGCCCGUCGAUCAACCACUUGGGAGCCAGCCGGUACCGAACGCUGUGGACGGUGUACAGUAUCGCUACGAAGCUGAUCGGUUUGCUGGCCUUCUACUGGGUGCUGCUCUUCCUCGGCUUCCAGGCGAGUGUCGACUUGUUCGAGCAGUCCAACGCCUGGUAUGUCGUGUUCUGGAUUAUGGUGGCUGGAGCACUGUUUACUACACUGGCGACCGCCGUGCUCUCGACGAAGCUACUGUUCCUGUUCACCUCCAUUUUCUACGUCAUCAGUCUCGUGUUGAGCAUUGCCUUCUAUGCGUCCGAUCUGCUGCCCCUCCACUUUGGCAUCGCCAAGCUGGUGUUCUAUGCGUUCAUCGGCGCCACGCUCCCGCUGCCGGCCAUCAACAUUCUCGAACUGGCACCGCUCAACUACAACGAAACGGCGCUGGCCUUCGGCACCACCCUGGAGCUACUAGCGGUUGCCCUGCUCCAGUACUACGGCAGCUUCGACGGGAAGCUGUUCGGUAUGGAAGAGGUGGGCGCUAUCGGUAUCGAUGUGCAGCUGGCCUCGAACCACACCGACAUUAUCAUCGUGCACUACGUGGUGGCGAUCGUCCUAGGGCUCGGGUUUGCCGUCAUCGUGCUCUGGCACAUGCCGGUCACACACCGCAAGUCGCUGCCCGAGAUCGAGAGCGACCUUGGGCAGAUGCGUUCCUACUUUGCCUUCAGCCGCACCAUGGUGCCAGUGCACGAGCCGUCCACCCAGGCCAAUGGUGCAGCACGCAACGGCGAUAUCGAUGCCGGCAACAACAACCUGUCGAACACGGCACAACCCAUACCACCGGCAAGCGAACGACGGACGCUGGAGCUGGAUGAUGAGGCGAGCCAAGCUAGCAACCGGUUCACCGACUUCGGCGCCAAAUCGCACGAGCCGCACGAAGCACAGUACGAUGACGGGCCGGGCAGUCGGGCGUUCAAUGACUUCGAUUUGGACGACGGGCACAUGGCCUCGGCGUACGGGGCGAAAAACUUUGUCGACGUCCCGUACUCGCACGGUGCUGCUGCAUCGGACAGGACCGGACCGAGCCUGCUUUACACGGGGCACCAGAACCAGCGUGCACUCAGCUCGCCGCCGCCGCCGCUGAACACCGCGGCUGAGGAUCUAGCCGAGGCAGUUCGUGCGCAGCCGCUCUUCGCCGUCUACGACGCGCAAAAACGGGAAGCUCCCGCUCCGCCACCGCUACCGCCGGCAGGCUAUCUCACCAAGUCGCUGCCCCGGGUGAAGGCGGUGCGGCAGUCACGCAUUCCACCAAUCGUUCCGAAACCCAAGCAGCAGGAAGCGGUGGUCGUGCCGGGUGUCGAAUAUCUGCCCAACCUUGUGCCAAGUCAUUUUUUGCGCCAGUCACUGCAAAACACGCAACUGUUCCAUUAGUCCACGUGCGGCGCGUUUCGAAACGCUAGAGAGAAGUGGAGAUGUAACGAUUGGUACGGAUUGAUUCGUUCGAGUUUCGGUGACUGGCUUUUGAGCGUGUUUACCGAAGAGAGCGAUUCGCUUAGCUUCCUAUCGGAUGAGCGCGAUAAAUUCCCCAUUGCCUCCAAUUGAUUGGAUCAGUUCUCGUCUGAAGAGCACCUCGGCAAUCAGAACACACCACACGUUGUGCCAUGACUUGUCCCAAUCCAUCCCGAACCCGAAUGUACGGAAUGUGAACCCAAAAAUCAUAUUCAACAUCGUAGCUUUCGACCCCGAGAACACCGAGGUAGCCCAUCCAAGCCCACGUUCUUCCACAGUUGAACAAAGCGUGGCGGUUUAACAGAGCAAAAUUCAACUGCUCGCACCAGUAAUGGGCACAUCUUCAGCCAUGCAUCCUCCAGUAAUAGCAUCACUCCGCUAUUGUAUUCCGCCCACGGAAUUGAGAUACCCUUUCUUCUAUCUUAACCGCUCCGCCUCUCUAUCUCUCUGUUUCUCUCUCACACAUACAC
Messenger RNA from Anopheles bellator, 2753 nucleotides. RefSeq lists its product as uncharacterized. NCBI's taxonomy places the organism in Eukaryota, Metazoa, Arthropoda, Insecta, Diptera, Culicidae. Bases 49 to 2205 code for a protein of 718 amino acids. The record is from RefSeq and is a predicted model, not a curated record. The transcript is spliced from 2 exons.